CCAUUCCUGACAGAGAGGGAGAGGCAGUGAGACAGGCAAGCAGCACUCUCUGGCAAGCCUGCUCUGACUGCGUACAGUGGAUAGGGUGUCUCCACCUCCAGGCUUAACCACAAUCUACUGGAGACUACAGUACACACUCAUACCAGAGCUCUACCUUUUUAAACCUCUGUACUGUGGAUAAGGAGAUCAGAUGGUCAUGGUAAAGGAGCAAGUGGCACAUGCACAGGACACACACCACCCGGCAGAGAAGCCGGUGAUCGAUUGUCAUAAAUGUGGGGAGCCAUGCAAAGGGGAGGUGCUGCGAGUCCAGUCGAAGCACUUCCAUAUCAAAUGCUUCACCUGCAAAGUCUGUGGCUGUGACCUUGCUCAGGGCGGGUUCUUUAUGAAGAAUGGAGACUAUCUGUGCACUCUGGACUACCAGCAUUUGCAUGGGACCCGCUGUAACGGCUGUGGGGAUUUCGUAGAGGGAGAGGUGGUCACUGCUCUGGGGAAGACGUACCAUCCAACCUGCUUCGUUUGCACCAUCUGCAAACGGCCAUUUCCAGCAGGAGAUCGAGUUACCUUUAACGGGAAAGACUGUCUUUGUCAGCGCUGCGUACAGCCGAUGUCUCCCAGUCCCAAAGAUAUCAGCAGCUCCAGCAAUUGUGCAGGCUGCGGUAGAGAUAUCAAGAAUGGCCAGGCUCUGCUGGCUCUCGAACGGCAGUGGCAUCUGGGCUGCUUCAAAUGCAAGGCAUGCGGGAAGGUCCUGACUGGAGAGUAUAUCAGCAAGGAUGACGCUCCCUACUGUGAAAAGGAUUUUCAGAUUCACUUUGGAGUGAAGUGUGAGGCCUGCCAUCAGUUCAUCACUGGGAAAGUCCUCGAGGCAGGAGACAAACACUAUCACCCCAGCUGUGCACGAUGCAGCAGGUGCAAUCAAAUGUUUACAGAAGGAGAAGAAAUGUACCUGCAAGGUUCAACUGUUUGGCAUCCAGAUUGUAAGAAUUCAAGCAGAGCUGAAGAAAAGCAAAGGCCCACAAGAUCAUCCUCCGAAAGUAUUUCUUCCAGACCUGGUUCAAGUAUACCUGGCUCACCGGGCCACACCAUCUAUGCAAAAGUAGACAAUGAGAUCCUUGAUUAUAAGGACUUAGCUGCAAUCCCCAAAGUCAAGGCAAUUUAUGACAUUGAGCGCCCAGAUUUGAUUACCUAUGAACCCUUUUACUCCAUCACCGAGGAGAGCCAGGAAAGGCAGAGUUUGGGAGAGUCUCCAAGGACGCUGUCUCCUUCACCAUCCGCAGAAGGUUACCAUGACAUGCGGGAGCGCAUGAUCCACAGAUCCACGAGUCAAGGAUCAAUCAGCUCUCCGAUCUACAGCCGUCACAACUACACACCCACUUUGCCCCGCUCCCCCCAGCACUUUCACAGACCUGGCAAUGAGCUGUCCAGCGGUCGGAAUUCCCCUCUCCCCUUACGGCCUGACAGCCGCCCUCUCACUCCGACUUACGCACCGAACCUUAAACAUUUCCAUCUCCCAGACCAAGGCAUCAACAUCUACAGAAAACCACCCAUCUACAAGCAACAUGAUGCAGCUGUCCAGAUCAAGUCUGCAGAGGAUAUCAUCAAGUCUGCCAAGUUCCCAGCAGCCUCGGCUCCCUCCCCUGAGGACACAGCAAAGAUUGAGACAGACCACUGGCCUUGCCCACCCUCACUCGCUGCCAUAGGACAUGACACGCGGCGGCGCUCGAGAGAGGAGGAGGAGGAAGAAAUGCAGAAGCGCAGGCAGAUUCAAGAAGAACAUCUCAGCAAGAUGCAGUCCGGAUUAGGGAAAUUGAUAUUAAAAGAAGAGAUGGAGAAGGAGAUGACUCAAGAACGAUACUCCCGAAGCAUCUCUGCUCAGCGCUACGACUCUCCGCAGACUGACUCGUACCAAAAGGCCUCCAUGACCUCCUCUCUCCCUGGCUAUGGACGGAACGGCCUGCACAGGCCACAGUCUACAGAUUUUUCUCAGUACAACAGCUACGGGGAUGUCUGUGGAGGUCUCAAAGAGUUCCAGCCCAUUCAAGAUGGACACGCACCUGUUUCAAGAAUGGACAGGGGAGUCUCUAUGCCUAAUAUGUUGGAACCAAAAGCAUAUCCAUAUGAAAUGCUCAUGGUAACCAACAGAGGGCGUGUUAAACUGCCGAGAGAUGUGGACAGAACAAGACUAGAGCGUCAUUUGGCUGCAGACGUUUUCUUUGAUAUCUUCGGGAUGGAAAUCCAGGAAUUCGAUAGGUUACCUCUCUGGAAACGCAAUGCCAUGAAGAAAAAGGCAAAACUCUUCUGAAAGCAAACAGCGCAUGUUUUAUUUAUAAACACAAUGAAUAUAUCACUAGAAUACUGUAAUAUACAUGUAGAGGGUUUUUUUGUGAACAACUUCAAGGAAACAAAACAAAAUGAACCCAUUCGAUGAAGAAGAAGGACGCCCUGCUUUAAGAGAGUAAUCUGUAGGUUAUGAGGGGUAAAGAAGAUCAUUUAUUCCAAAAAUAUUGACACAUGAAUUUUAUCUAUGUGUGUGUGUGUGUUUUUUUGGGGGGGUUUUUGCAAUGGCUUUGAAUGGAAAUUGCUUCCUUUUUAUUCUCAUUUCACUGGCUGUCCUAAUAAUAAAAGUGCACUUUAUUGGUAGAACCUCAAGACACUGAAUGCUAAGCCAAUUACUGCCACAAUUCAAACACUCUAUGGCUUUGACAUAACAGUUCAGGAAGUUUCAAAAGCAGAACAUAGGGAGAUCUGUAAACCAUAAAUAGAGGAACAGAUAAAACAGUUCCCAGUGUGAAGCAUAAAAUGAAACUUGCUUUGUUAUAACCGCCCACCUGCUUGUAUUUUGCUGUUCUGUGGCUGCUGAAUUUUACCCAGUGAGCACGACCGAAAUCCCUAGUCUGGCCACUAGGUGUCAGCGUUUUUCAGUAAAUUGUUAGCUGCUGAAGCAAAGCUGUGCAAUAGGCUUGUUUCAUACUGGGCAGCAUGAAUGUUUAUUUUAAAUUAUUUUAAUUAAUGUGGUACUUCCAGUCUCUGCCUGAUCCCAAUAAAACAAACAUGCCAAAUGUCACUUACAAAGACUAAACAUUCAGGAACGUAUGUAGCCCUCCUGUAUGUCGUCUAUAUAUACUUAAAUGGAAAGAUUCCACGCAUUCUAAAUAGGGUUGAGCUAGAGGGAUAUUAUCCCUGAUAUAUGCCCUUAGAAUCUUUGGAGCCGCAUCACAAAAACAAAUCAAACCAAAUCACUCCAUCAGCUAUUAACAAACUGUUGUUUAAAGUAAAUUUCAGCCUUUUUCAUAAGAUGUCAAUUGAGGAAUGGCUAAAUCAAAACAUCCCGGUAAGUAGUACUGAGAGAAGUACUGUCGGACAAACUGAAAAACCUACUAUCAGUACUACUAGUAGUGCUAGACAUAGGAGCGUUACCCAACAGCGACUUGAUUUAAUUGAAAUAGAAAGAACUGAAAAAAAAUACCAGGAAACAAACAGCUUGUUUUUCGAGACUGGUUAAAGGAAAAGAAUACAAACACAAAUUUUGAGGAAAACACUUGCCAGAGUUUAAAUGAAUAUCUCAGAGCAUCUUAUGCAACCGUCAAAAAUAAAGAGGGACAACAGUCCGGUAUAUUGAGUUAUAUUUCUUUGAGAGCUGAAAUAUUCAAAUCAAUUACCAAGGAAAAGACAAAUUAUUAUUAUUAUUAUUAUUAUUAUUAUUAUUAUUAUUAUUAUUAUUAUUAUUAUUAUUAUUAUUAUUAUUAUUAUUAUAUAAUAUAAUAUUAUUAUUCGCAAUAAUAAUAAUAAUAAUAAUAAUAAUACAUUUUUUUCACAAUCUUUUGUUCUCUGUUUAUUCAAAUAAAAGUAUAUCGUUUUAAAAACGCUUUUUUUGUACACGCAUUUUAUAGAGAAGAUCGUUGUUAUGGAGGACUAUUUAUAGAACGUUCAUUUUAGAGUGCUUAUGUGGAAGGAUAUGUAAAAGAAAAAGGAAAACCUAAAUAAAUUCAGUUAAAAUCAAUAAAUAUUAUAGAUAAUUGUGCUUUAACAUUGAAGUAUAUAAGCAAUAAGACCCUCCACAUUACCAGGCAUUAUAUGACUGUUUGGCUGCAAUAGCGUCUCAACUUCGUCUCGGGCCCCAUUACCGAAACGGUUGUAUAAUGCCUGGUAAUGCCCCCUGUGUCGGGUCUUAUUGCUUUCAAUAUAUAUCAGUAUAUAUAUAUAUAUUGAAAUACACGUUUAAAUGAUGUAUAUGUAUGUAUAUAUAUAUAUAUAUAUAUAUAUAUAUAUAUAUAUAUAUAUAUAUAUAUAUAUAUAUCAUGGUAGUUUAAUGGUUCAAUCAUAUAUGGGCUUAAUGCUUUACUGCGGGAUGCUUCUGCUUGUUUUCCAGCAGGUUCUAUGGGACCAAUUGGCACUCUGGUUACUAUGGUGAUGUAAACCACACUCCUGGCCUAGUGACCAGUUACGCCCACAGCCUUCACAGUAGUUAUGAAUUCAGACUGUGAAUUCCAACACUGGCCCCAUAGUUUCUCUAUUCUAACAUUUCUUUGACAUUUGUUUUUAUGUGGAGACAGUACAGUGACUAUAGUGGAAUAAUAUCCAUUUUAACCUCAUUUAAGCCUGAAAAUAAACAUUUUAUUGAAAAGAAAAAGGUUCUACCAGUAAAGAGUUACAAAACCCGUUUCCAUGUCAAUUAAAAAAGACUGAAAGGGGAGAUUGUGUUAUAUCCUUUUUUUAUAUAAAUAUUCUUUUUGGAAGAGAUUGUUUUAAUAUGUAACAGUGCUACUGGAAAUAAAGUAUGCAGGAAUUCUUUUGUUUUUAUUUUUUGUUCUUUCUGCCCAGGACUGUGAAAGCAUGGUUUGUGGAAAAUAAUAACUGUAUCUAGUUUGCAGGUCCAGUUCUGCUUUUCAGUCUUGGUAUUGCUUGAAGAAUCUUUUCACUGUGUGCUGAAGCUAUAAGGAAUGUAUGUAGAACUGCUGUACAGUACAGAACACAAUAAAAAGGAGCCUCAUGACCCAAGUCAAGGGCCAGCGUGUUCACAUGUAAGACAGCAAGUGAAUGAGCUGAUGAACGAUGAUCGCAAAUGUAGCCUUUCAGUCUGUUUUUCCCUUUAUGUAUACCUUUAUCUGUCUUUUAACGCAUUUAAAUGGUGUUUUGAAGAGUUUCUUAUGCUGCGAAAAUGUAUCAAAGUAUUAAUAAAUAUCUAAAAAAACGAGAAA
Messenger RNA from Acipenser ruthenus (sterlet), 5195 nucleotides. Its product is annotated as actin-binding LIM protein 1-like. The record is from RefSeq and is a predicted model, not a curated record. Gene Ontology annotation, biological process: cilium assembly; cytoskeleton organization; lamellipodium assembly. NCBI's taxonomy places the organism in Eukaryota, Metazoa, Chordata, Actinopteri, Acipenseriformes, Acipenseridae. Gene Ontology annotation, cellular component: actin cytoskeleton; stress fiber. The transcript has 23 exons. Gene Ontology annotation, molecular function: actin filament binding. The coding region runs from base 191 to 2299 and encodes 702 amino acids.